AUGUCGAUGCUUUUAGCACCCUAGUGAGUAUACUUACUACCUCUUGAGGUCCGAGCAGCCGCUGAUGAACGCAGUCUGGUAUCGUGUGUGCAGCAACAAUGGAAUGCGCCUUGGUCAAGGGUGAGUGUGACGAUUCCUGGCAUGGGCUGCGGAAAGUGAGUGAGGGUUCGUGAAGACUUGGCGCUGACUUGGAGACUUGCUCGCAGCUUCAACUCGUACACGCACUCGAUCUGCGUAGACGAUGCGGUCCUCAUUGAGCCCUCACGCGCCGAGAAUGUCCUCUCAAAUGAUGGAACGACCAUGCGUAUGCUUGCGCAGCGCAUGCACAAGGCGAGCGUCUGGCGUCAAAUGAGAGAGUACGUCGAAAACGGUACACCGACCGAGAUCAGCACGGAGCCUGCCGCCGAUGAAGAGAUUCCACAGCCUCAGAAUUACGAGGUACCGGAGGACGUUUCUGCUCAAGAAUCGCUCGGAUCUAGUGACCCGUUGCCUGCUUCGGAUCGAACGGUUGAGAAGUCCACUGUGGCCACACUCCCAGCUGGCGAGACCGCAGCUGCAGCUCCUACUAAGGACGCGGUCUCUGCUCCCUCAGGCGAGCUACUCACGGCUGCUGAUGUGCAAAAUCAAAAAGAUGCUAGCGCGGCAGAGGCUGGAGCCAGACAAUCGGAUCGCAACAAGCAGUCCGCGAAGGACAUCACCGCGACCGGAAAAGCGAUGACAUCCUCUAUCCUCAAGCCAGAUGUAGAGCUCAAAAAAUCGGAUGAAGCAUUCGUCGAGGUCCAAAAAGACCGAGAUGGAGGUUUGUUGCGGGAUGACUCGGGACCUGCCGGAAAAGCUUGGUCCAUUGAGAAGAGCAGAGGAACAAGUCAGAUCGUUAGCUAUCGUGCUCAAUUCAUCAACAAAUUAAGUGAAGUGGCAGACGAUAUGAAUGUUAGUGCAGCUUUGAGCGUCAAAACGGACAGUUUCGGACUCUCUGGUCGUGGGUCAUUCAUCAACACGGACAAAUUCCACAACUCUGACAUUAAAUUCUACCUGAGUGUCAAGGUGAGUCCUAGUGACCGCCACUCAACACUUGCAAUUCGCUUAUCUUGAGAAUCUGCCCGCAGGUGGUCAACUCGAGCGUGAAUUUCAAGGACGCUCUCGCGUACAACCCGAUUUCCUCCAUUCAAGAAGGCACCAAAGAGCACUUGGAAUGUUUUGGUGACAGCUUCAUCUCCGGCUUCCUUGAAGGCGGCGAGCUUAACGCUGUCGUUCUCAUCAAGGUGCUCAACGACGUUAAGAAGAGCGACAUUCUCGCCGAAGCCAAGGUCGUCCUGACUACGGGCAUUGACGCUGAGGCGAAUGGCAAUCUUGCUCUUGCCAAGCGCAACAUUGCCAUGAAUACCGAGACAUCGAUACAGGUCAGCUGGGCAGGCGGUGCUUCCAUCAAGCCGUACGACGAGGAGUGGACUAUUGAAUCGCUUCUCGCUGCAGCUCAACGCUUCCCAUACCUGGCUUCUCAAUUCCCACAAAGGACGCACGCGAUCCUGACUCGUUAUGAGAAUCUACGUUCUUACGUAGCCAUGCGUCCCAAGACCGUCUCCAAGAUAGGUUACGAGAAUGCUGCCGUGUACACUGGCACGCUCAUGGACUGCUACCUCGAGUUCAAGACGCUGUACAAGCGCAUUGGGACUGCCAUCCUGGAUGUACAAGCAGGCCGCAAGAGAUUCAAGGAGCCCGUAAGCCAGGAGAACGCUCCAGCACUUUCUAAAGCAGUCAAAUUGCUCAAAUUGCAGCCAUUCGUGGCGAGUCUUGAAGGUUUGGAAGAAGCGAAGACUCAAAUGCGCGCUCAAAUGGGCGCCAUCGUCAAAGAGGUUGAUCUGAUCACCAGGGAUCCGGCUACUGCUACUAAAGAAAGGCCCCCGAGCUUCGUUGGGCCCGCUUCGUUUGCCGCUCUCAUUCCGGCGGUCGAGUACAAAGUUCGCAAAUUGCGUUCCAAUCCUCUCUCAGGAGAGCUGAUUAACGAUAAAGUUACCGAGGAUGGUACCAAGGCGGCACUCGGCAGCGCCGACAUCACUCCUCGUCUCUUUGAUCAGAGCAAGACGCAACUCAUUCUGUCCAAUUCCGAAGAGAUCAAGGUUGCCGAUCUUGAGCGUGACAACGUCGAGCUCGCGGAGACAACUAGACUCACUGCACCAGUUGGCAGCAUUACGGACGGGCAGCCCUUCUGCACCCUCGAUUACGACCUACCUGAGCCCAUCAUUACCGAGGUGUCCAUUGGUAUCCUCGGCGAUUGCCUACAGUGCCUCUCGUGUACCUACCUCGACGGACUGACAGUCAAUAUCGGUGGCGAUAUCGAAGAUUAUCCUAUUUCGAAAGAUGGCGAGCCUCCUCAAGAACAGGAGAUAACUGUUGAAGACGGGGAGUCGGAAGAAGACUACCUCAAGAGACGCGAUGCCGCGAAAGCCGAAAAGCCAUGGCGCAAGGUGCUCAAAGGCCUCGGCUACGGAGAGUUGAUCACUUCCGCACGCAUCGAAGUGGACGCCGACCAUGGAGAGGCCGUACAAAGCGUCGUAGGUCUUUAUCUGGUUACCAAUAAGGGUCGAUCCAUCCAGUGGGCUUACACCGGCGAAAAGAGCAGUCUGUACGAUAUGCAGCAGUUCGAAAAGCCAAUCUGCGAUGGAUACGUCUCUGGCUUUUGGGGCCGGUCCACAGAGACGCAAGGCAACUGCGCUUCUGGCAUUGACCGACUCGGACUAGUGUGGACUCAGGCCAUUUCGAAGAGCACAGUCUUCGAUGAAGAGAACACCAUACCAUGCCUGAGCAGCAGUGUCAACGGGGAGUCGACGCCGAUUGCGCUGAAUGCAAAGACCUUCGAGCAUGUCAGAUUUGAUCGUCACCUCCCUGGCAUCCCUCAAUUCAUCUACGCUCCUUCGACGUUAGCACUAGGGGCCGAAAGCCCUCCUUCCUUCAAGCUGUCGGCCAGAGCUGGCGUAGACGGCUUCACCGUGGCUCAUGACGCACAAGUCACAGGCACAGCCGCUGCGAAAUUAUCAGCUGCUAGCUGGAUGGUCUUGCCAGAAAUCGACGCGAUGCACAUCCAGUCAGGAAGUGUCCAGUUCGAGGCUGAAGACAUCCAAUCCCCCAUUGCCUCCAAGACUGUCAAGUUCGAGCUUCCGUUCAAAGCCGGUAGCAAGCCAAAGAUCGUUUGUUGGGUCAUCGACUACGCUGCGACAUCAACCGAUUAUAUCCUGAACGCGUCUGCCUCCGAAGAGUCCGCCUCGAGUUUCAAAAUCUCCGCUGGCAACCACACUGCACAAGUCUCGAGCCCACCGAGCUUCGAGUCCAUGACUAUUGGCUGGCUGGCACACGAUGAAGGCGGCGUGAAAGAAGAGCCAGUACAACCCAAAGAGCAGUCAAAGGCUGCCGCUGCUCAGCCAGCCUCGACUUCUACUGAUGCAACCAGCGCAAAGAAAGAUGAUGCAGCAGGGGCCAAGCCUGCUGAACAGAAGCCAGCAGAAAAGCAAGAAGCAGAGGUAAAAGAAUCAUACAAAACGACCAAUGCGCUCUUCUAUUCGCACUCGAAGCAGAUUAAUUUGGCCAGUGCCAAGCAAACUCUGGAGCUAGUCAUGCCUGCCAAGUUCGUUCGCAAGCCACGCAAGACUUUUGUGGCUUUCAACGAGAUCCAUGGCUCCGCGUCUGGUCCGACAUUCCGAGGUUGCAACGCUACAGCCGUGUCCAACGAUACUGUCAAGCUCGACUUUGAGGCGGAGAAGAAGGGCAUCACCGUCGGAGUCGUCUUCAUUGCUGCUCUCUAA
Messenger RNA from Ceraceosorus bombacis, 3797 nucleotides. The record is from the annotation of a GenBank genome assembly. Lineage: Eukaryota; Fungi; Basidiomycota; Exobasidiomycetes; Ceraceosorales; Ceraceosoraceae.